Molecule: messenger RNA, 519 nt
Organism: Candidula unifasciata
Lineage: Eukaryota; Metazoa; Mollusca; Gastropoda; Stylommatophora; Geomitridae
Source: the annotation of a GenBank genome assembly
AUGGCAGCUACGUGUCAAAUCUGUGUCGUACUAGGCUUGUUUUUACUGCCUGCCUUUAUCUAUGGAGAUACCUGCUUGGCACCUGUCGUGAAAUCUCAGACCUAUUCUACCCCAGAAGCAGUGGUUUCUACAGACACAGUGCUUAUAGCAGAGUUCACAUUAACCUGCAAAAAUAAUCUGAAGAACAUCAACUUGUAUGCAGAUAUUGGAGGUCGUACAAUCCCAGCGACUAAAACAUAUGAAGCCAAUAAAUACCAGAUCAGCAUAUCUGACGAGCACAAAAAACUACCUCCAGGAACAUAUGAGAUCAGGAUAUUUGAUGAGGAAGGAUUUGCAGCUUUGAGAAAGGCACAGCGUAGUGGAGAGUCGACAGACAGCCUGAAACCAUUGUUUACUAUUAGCCUAAGUCAUCAGGGAAUCUGGUCAGGUCCAGUACUACAGAGUGAAUUUGUUGCUGCAAUGACAGCAAUCAUCGUCUGGUGGUUGGCUUACACUGCCAGAGGCAAGCUUCUUGCUUAA